AUAAACUUUUGCCAUUCGACCGGCUCCCCUUUUUGUGUAAACGUCGGCCAACUGUUUGUGUCGGCGAAUAUAUUUCCGGCGUUUGUUUAUUAUUUUCAAGAAUCAAAACAUAAACAGUUGACACAAUGACUCAGAUGUCCGAUGAACAGUUUCGGAUACUCAUAGAGACCAUCCGGGCCCUGGCCCCGAUCAAAGAAGAGGAACCGGUGUCGAAGGGCAGCUUCAGUAACUGCCCGGUUCGGUUCAGUGGCCAACGGGAUCACGAUGCCGUGGACGAGUUUAUCAAUGCUGUGGAAACCUACAAGGAGGUGGAGGGCAUCAGUGACAAAGAUGCCUUGAAGGGCCUGCCCUUGCUGUUCAACAACAUUGCUGUGAUGUGGUGGAAGGGUGUCCGUCGCGAUGCCAGGACGUGGGAGGAUGCCAUGCAGCUGCUGCGUGACCAUUUCUCACCCACCAAACCGUCGUACCAGCUGUACAUGGAGAUAUUCGAGACUAAGCAGGUACACGGCGAGGUGAUCGAUUCCUUCAUUUGCAAGCAACGGGCUCUGCUGGCCAAGUUGCCGGAGGGACGACAUGACGAGGAGACUGAGCUGGACUUUAUAUAUGGACUGUUGCAACCCAAGUACCGGGAAAGCAUUCCACGGCAUGAAAUAAAGACCUUUAGGGAGCUACUUGAUCGUGGCAGAACCGUGGAGCGAACGAAGCAUUAAAUGUAAAAUUAGUUAAUAGAAAUAAAUAUAUUACUUAAUAUUUUGUAAAC
Drosophila bipectinata is the source of this 760-nucleotide messenger RNA. It is a transcript of the gene Arc2, whose product is annotated as Activity-regulated cytoskeleton associated protein 2. The record is from RefSeq and is a predicted model, not a curated record. Lineage: Eukaryota; Metazoa; Arthropoda; Insecta; Diptera; Drosophilidae.